AUGGCUCCUCAGGUCCACAAUCUGCAGGAGCUCCGGCGAAGUGCCUCCCUGGCCACCAAGGUCUUUAUCCAGAGAGACUACAGCGAAGGCACCAUCUGUCAGUUCCAGACCAAAUUCCCUCCAGAGCUGGACAGCCGGAUUGAACGGCAGCUCUUUGAGGAGACUGUGAAGACUCUUAACAACUUCUACGCAGAGGCUGAGAAGAUUGGAGGCAGCUCCUACCUUGAGGGAUGCCUGGCCUGUGCCACAGCCUACUUCAUCUUCCUCUGCAUGGAGACCCACUAUGAGAAGGUUCUCAAGAAGAUCUCCCGCUACAUCCAGGAACAGAAUGAGAAGAUCUUUGCACCUCGAGGUCUUCUGCUCACAGACCCCGUGGAGCGUGGCAUGAGGGUUAUCGAGAUCUCCAUCUACGAGGACCGGUGUAGCAGUGGCAGCUCCAGCAGUGGCAGCAGUAGUGGCAGCGGUGGCAGCAGCGGCGGCGGGGGUGGCGGGGUGGGGUCCCGGUGA
Molecule: messenger RNA, 507 nt
Organism: Chrysochloris asiatica (Cape golden mole)
Lineage: Eukaryota; Metazoa; Chordata; Mammalia; Afrosoricida; Chrysochloridae
Gene: GOLGA7B
Product: golgin A7 family, member B
Exons: 4
Coding region: 1-507 (168 amino acids)
Biological process (GO): peptidyl-L-cysteine S-palmitoylation; protein targeting to membrane
Cellular component (GO): palmitoyltransferase complex
Source: RefSeq, a predicted model, not a curated record